Molecule: messenger RNA, 1843 nt
Organism: Benincasa hispida (wax gourd)
Lineage: Eukaryota; Viridiplantae; Streptophyta; Magnoliopsida; Cucurbitales; Cucurbitaceae
Gene: ATPOT1B
Product: Nucleic acid-binding, OB-fold-like protein
Biological process (GO): regulation of telomere maintenance via telomerase; telomere capping
Cellular component (GO): chromosome, telomeric region; nuclear telomere cap complex
Molecular function (GO): G-rich strand telomeric DNA binding; telomerase inhibitor activity
Source: RefSeq, a predicted model, not a curated record
AAACCACAGUGGUCGCUAAAGCAAAGCGGGAAAAUACAGCGGGAAAAAUAUGGAUGGGCGUAGUGUAGCAUAAAACCCUAAACCGGAAGGUUUGUGAGGGUUUAGGGAAUUGCUCGCAAGGUCCGAAACUUGGGGCUCACAGAGAUGGGGAGCAGCGACGACUAUAAAUUCAUGGAGAUUAGAGAUGCUAUUGCCUCCAUAAACCAGAAGGUUAACCUUAUUGGCGUUAUCAUCGAGUUUGGUUUCCCCAGGCGAACUAAGGGCACUGAUUGCUUUUGCGCUGUAAAAAUUGUUGACCAAUCUCAUAAAAGACCUGGAAUUACUGCAAAUAUUUUUGCUGAAAGUUUGGAAAAGCUUCCCCAUGUUGCUUCAGCAGGAGAUAUCAUUGAACUUUCGCAUGUUACGAUGAAAACUCAUCAGGGGGAAAUAUAUGCUGUCUUCAAUAAGAAGUUUUCUUCAUUUGCUUUGUAUGAAGGAAAAGAUGGAUUGGACUUUCUACCAUAUGAUGUAUCGCCAAAAUUUCGAUGCAGAGAUCUCGAUAAAAAGUUCAUUUCGAGUCUGAGGGAUUGGCUGGUUGGUUUUGAACUUGAUGAAGGAUCAACCAACUUUUCAUUUCUGAGAGAUUUAAAGGAAAGCGAACAUGUAAAUUUGAUCUGCAAGAUUGUCUACAUGUGUGAGGAUGCUAAUAAUGGGACUCUGGCUUUUGUUUGGGAUGGAACUGAUGCUCCACCGAUUAGCAUUGACACAAAGUUGGCAAUUGAAAUUGAUUAUGUACAUCACUCGGGACCAUUGGUUUUGCCAAGAGAUAUAUUAUGUACAUUACCUCCUGUUGGCUCUAUCUUGAGGUUGAUCUUUGACAAAGGAAUUGAGAAGCAGAGUUUAUCCAUUCUCAAUAAUGGUAAAUGGAUGAAAUUUACGAAUGUCUUCUGUGAAAUGCAAGUUGGAUCUUUCCAAAUUGUGGUGACAACAUUUUCAAAGCUUCGUUAUACAUCGAAUGAAGAUAAUGCCAUACAGUUGCGCCAAAGAUCAUACGAAGAGCGUUUAGCAUCAAUUUUGGGGAGAAUUCCUUUUUGGAGCUUUCCUUCGCCUUCACCCAUUACAGAGGUUGAUUACAAUAAUGAACCGUUUGCCACAUUGAUGGAUGUUUUGACAUAUUCAAAGGUGACUGCAAAAUUCAAAUGUAUAGUUCGAGUGAUAGCAAUAUAUCCAUUACAGGCCAAGGACUUCCGCUCUCCUGAAGGGAUUUACCGGGUUAGGCUGUGCCUAGAAGAUCCAACUGCAAGAAUUCAUGCCCUAUUAUAUGCUGAAGAUGGAUACAAAUUCUUUGGCGGCCAUCCAUCGAUCGAUGCUUUAACGAGGAAACGAAACAAGUUACUUGGGGUUUCAGCAAGUGAGAAAAAUGAGGCCAGUACAAGAAAUCCUCCAUGGGUGCAGUGCUGCUUAAAAUCUUAUUACCUUAAUAAACAAGAUGCAUGGGGAAGUAGACAGUACAGAAUAUUUGGCACUCGGCUGGUAGCAGAAGAUUAAUAGAUGAAAAGUAGCUUGAGUUUGUGCAUUUCAGAUAUCUAUUGAUAGCAAACAAGUGGAAGAUAAUGGUUCUAUUUUGUUGAAAAUGAUGACAAGUGGCCGUACUGGGAUAAUUAACUUGCUUUUGGGACUUUUAGUUGUAAUUAUAUGUUUACCAUCAGAAAAUGUAUACAUAUUAGUUGUCACUACUUCAGCGACUAUCUUUUUGCUUCUUUUAUGGCCAAGGCAGUUACACAAGUUGACCAUGUAAUGUAAUAUUAAGAUUCCUCAUGAUCCAGUUGAAAUUAUAUUAUAUAUACUGUAUACAUAAUGGACA